Messenger RNA from Hylaeus volcanicus, 347 nucleotides. RefSeq names its product 60S ribosomal protein L38 (gene RpL38). The record is from RefSeq and is a predicted model, not a curated record. The coding region runs from base 90 to 317 and encodes 75 amino acids. The transcript is spliced from 5 exons. Gene Ontology annotation, biological process: translation; protein-RNA complex assembly. Lineage: Eukaryota; Metazoa; Arthropoda; Insecta; Hymenoptera; Colletidae. Gene Ontology annotation, cellular component: cytosolic large ribosomal subunit; ribosome. Gene Ontology annotation, molecular function: structural constituent of ribosome.
UUUGCAUUGGCCCAUGAAUUCAUUCUUUUCCGGUAAUAUCUUAAAGGGGUAAUUCUGAUUGUUUCCAGUUGUUUCCCACCUCGCACAUAAUGCCACGAGAAAUCAAAGAAAUUAAGGACUUUCUAUUGAAAGCCAGGAGGAAGGAUGCCAAAUCUGUAAAAAUCAAGAAAAAUGCUGACAAUGUCAAGUUCAAAGUUCGGUGUUCAAGAUUUUUAUAUACGCUUGUGAUCACAGACAAGGAAAAGGCAGAGAAAUUAAAACAAUCCUUACCUCCAGGUCUUCAAGUAAAAGAAGUAAAGAGGAGCGAACGUAUGUAAUUAAUUGAAUAAAGUAAUUUUAUAAUCAUA